This is a messenger RNA of Diaporthe citri, 1185 nucleotides long. RefSeq lists its product as uncharacterized. The transcript has a single exon. Gene Ontology annotation, biological process: chromatin remodeling. Gene Ontology annotation, molecular function: nucleosome binding. Gene Ontology annotation, cellular component: Swr1 complex. The record is from RefSeq and is a predicted model, not a curated record. Lineage: Eukaryota; Fungi; Ascomycota; Sordariomycetes; Diaporthales; Diaporthaceae. Bases 1 to 1185 code for a protein of 394 amino acids.
AUGAGAGCCCGUCCGCGCUCGAGCUUGUACAGUCGGAACUCACAGUGGGUCGAGCUCUUUGCCGAGCGCGGGCCGACGCUGUCCAAAAAACCCACCUUCGCCCGGACUCAGCCUUCCUGCGGGCAACCUAAACACAACCACACCUCUCAAACCCUCACAACCAUGAACAACUUCGGCGUCAUCGAGGUCGCGAGCGCCAAGACCACCAACGCGCCGGGCUGGGCCUAUGUGCCGGACACAGGUGCCACCGCGACCCCCAGCCAGUCCGUCUCCGCCGUCCACCUACACGUCAACCGGAACAAGCGCGCCGCUCGUACUGCGAACCAGGCCGCCGGCUCGACCGCCAACGUGCAGAAGGGCAUAUCGGCGCGCCGCGACGCCAAGAUCCAGAAGGAGCUCGAUGAGUUGCAGCGGGACUACUUUGGCGGGCGCGACGGCCAGAUCCCGAUACCGAGUGGCGGGAGGGACAAGGACGGCAAGAUCAGGGGCCACACGCCCAACGUGAGGAAGAUACUGGCCAGCCAAAAGACGUUCGCGAAUCACCUGGACGACUUCGAGGCCUGGACCCGGACGCAGAGCGAGGCACCCGUGAGGAGCCAGGCACAGAGUCUCGAGGGUACACCGGCGCCGUCUGGCCCGUCCGCCGGGGGCAGCAGGAGACCGGCAGCGGCAGCUGCCGCAGCAGCGACGAAGAAAGCAGUCGCGUCAAGUUCAAAGAGCAAGACACCCGCCGGCGGCAGCAAGAAGUCCGCCACCCCGGUAUCAACACCAACAGCCGACGCCGACGCCGCCAUGACGGACGCGCCACCGCCAGCACCGACGAGCGGCGCCGACCAGCCCGAGCCCGCCGCCCCGCCCGCCGAGGCCGAGUCGGAGAUCCUCACGCCCUGCACGCGCUUCCAGCCGCCGCCGUGCGCGGGCGACACCGACCCGCUGCUGGAGUCGUGGCUGCCGCCCCUGCCCGCGGACGAGGAGCUGCGCGAGCUGCUGCGGGCGCCGCCGCUCAACUACAACCAGGCGCGGGGCGAGUGGGCCGAGGACGAUAGGCGGUACCCGCCCCGGCAGUUCUGCGACGUGUGCGGGUACUGGGGCCGGGUCAGGUGCAUGAAGUGCGGGGCGAGGGUGUGCGCGCUCGACUGCCUGGACGUGCACCGCGAGGAGUGCGUCACGCGGUAUGGGCUGUGA